AUGGGGCUUAGCUUUCGGUUUUGGUCUCAUCUGAAGCUCAGAUGGGGCUUAGCUUUCGGUUUGGUCUCAUCUGAAGCUCAGGAUGGGGUUUACGCGUCGGUUUUGGUCUCAUCUGAAGCUCAGAUGGGGCUCAGCUUUCGGUUUUGGUUUCAUCUGAAGCUCAAGAUAGGGCUUACGCGCCGGUUUUGGUCUCAUCUGAAGCUCAGAUGGGACUUAGGCGUCGGUUUUGGUCUCAUCUGA
Molecule: messenger RNA, 240 nt
Organism: Anisakis simplex (herring worm)
Lineage: Eukaryota; Metazoa; Nematoda; Chromadorea; Rhabditida; Anisakidae
Source: the annotation of a GenBank genome assembly